Laccaria bicolor S238N-H82 is the source of this 819-nucleotide messenger RNA. RefSeq lists its product as uncharacterized. The record is from RefSeq and is a predicted model, not a curated record. The coding region runs from base 1 to 819 and encodes 272 amino acids. The transcript has 6 exons. Lineage: Eukaryota; Fungi; Basidiomycota; Agaricomycetes; Agaricales; Hydnangiaceae.
AUGGUAGAAAAGAUUUACAUCGCCCGACAUGGCGUUAGACCUAGCUUUAUCAACUCCACCUGGAAGAGCGUCACCGGUCUAGAAAGAGACCCACCUCUCACAGCUUACGGGGAGACCCAGGCCGAGGAACUUGCCCAAUAUUUUUUAUCCUUACCAGAGGAAGAGCGACCGACGGCGCUAUUUUCGUCUCCCUACUACAGGUGCUUACAGACUUCCAAGCCGGUGGCCAAUGCUCUCAACAUACCCAUAUAUGUAGAACAUGGCGUCGCGGAAUGGUACUCGCCAGCGACGCCGGGUACAGGUCUUCAUCCACGCCCAGGCUCUUCGGCGUCCCUCAAAGAAUAUAUCUCUGAAAUCGAUCGAUCCUGGGAAACCAUCUGGUACCCGUCUCGUAAGGGCGAGACGGUAGACGAGAUCCACAACCGCAUCGACGGAUUUCUCGAAUUAUUUGUUCCAACAGUCGAACAAAAGUUCCACGAGAAGGCUGCCCGGAUACUUAUCGUAAGCCAUGCAGCCACGACUAUCUCUCUUGUGAUGUCCUUGGUAGGAGACAGGAACCUCCGAUUCAAUGUUGGAUGUUGUUCUUUGUCCGAGUUGAAACGUAGGCCCGGUGCGUCGAAUGUUGUCGGAGGCUGGGAAGCAUUGAAGGUGGCGGAUGGCACGCAUCUCGACGCUGGGUCUUCCAGAGAUUGGGGGUUUGCGGACAUCGAGGUUGAGGAAGGCAAGGUCGUCGAUGAUCCUGGGGUGCCUGGAACUGAAGAUGAAGUGGAUCAUCCCGUCGGCCCACAGAUACCCCUCCACAUGAACAGCAAUCUUUAA